GCUGAUUUCUUGUUUUGCCUUUUUGUGGCUUGGAUUGGAUGUUUCCAAUUGACUGCCACCAAGACGUAAAACAUUAAAAAAAAACAUCUCUAGACAAAUUCAAAUGAUCUGAAACGAAAAGAAAAUCAUCAGAGCUCAGUUCGUGAUUAUAGUUUCAAGUGUUUACAGCUUAUUGUGGGGAAAUUAAAGCAGAGCAAACAUAUAAAAUGAUAAGAACAUUGCUGACAAAACACGUUUCCAAAUCCACAUUGAUCGCGCCUUCUGUGAGAUGUUUUGCAUCACCCCCUGCUGGGGGUAAGGUUGAGUGUACAGCACUAUAUGAUUUCCAUGUUAAGAAUGGUGGCAAAAUUGUCAACUUCGGAGGCUAUUCACUGCCCGUGCAAUAUUCCGAUCAAGGUAUAUCGGCCUCACAUUUGCACACCCGCAAAUUUGCUUCGAUUUUCGAUGUUUCCCACAUGUUGCAAACCUAUGUACGUGGCAAAGAUGCUGUGGAGUGCAUGGAAUCGGUGUGUACGGCUGAUAUACGAGGAGCUGCUGAUGGUACAGGUUCCCUGACUGUUUUCACCAAUGAACAGGGAUGUAUUUUGGAUGAUUUAAUUGUCAAUAAGGUCAAGAAAGAUUUGCUUUACGUUGUGUCCAAUGCUGCCAUGAAAACCCAAGAUAUGGCCAUAAUGGAGGCAGCUGUUAAUACAUUUAAAUCUCAGGGCAAAGAUGUGGCUAUCGAAUUUAUGACAUCUGCCGAUCAAUCGUUGAUUGCUGUACAAGGACCCACAGCUGUUAAGGCCUUGUCGGCCGUAACAAAGACCGACCUGAGCAAAUUAUACUUCAUGAAUACCCUGGUGACGGAAGUGGCUGGUGUGGGCAAUUGCCGCAUUACCCGCUGUGGUUACACGGGUGAAGAUGGUGUUGAAAUUUCCAUACCUUCCAGUCAUGUGGAACAGGUCACCGAAGCCCUACUGCAGCAAACCAAACAACAAGUGAAAAUGGCCGGUUUGGGAGCACGUGAUUCAUUGCGCCUGGAGGCGGGUCUCUGUCUAUACGGAAGCGAUAUUGAUAACAAAACAACACCCAUUGAGGCGGCACUUGCCUGGUUGGUUGCCAAGCGCCGUCGGGCCGAGGAAAAUUUCCCCGGUGCCCAGGUGGUGAAUCGACAACUCAAAGAGGGUGUUCAACGUCGUCGUGUGGGCUUGAAAAUGGAUCCAGCUGCCAAACCACCACCAGCCCGUGCCGGUGUUGAAAUCUACAAGGAUUCUCAAAAGGUGGGUCACAUUACCAGCGGUUGUCCCAGUCCUUCGUUGAACAUCAACAUAGCCAUGGGCUAUAUUCAGGAGCAAUUGAAACAAGCUGGCACUCAUGUUCAAUUGAAGAUACGCGAUCGUUUCUAUAGCGCUGAAGUGGCUAAAAUGCCAUUCGUCAAGACUAGCUAUUAUGUAAAGCCCAAAUAAUGAGGCGAUUAGCUUUAAGCAAAAGUAAAAACAACAAUGAAGUAAUUGUGUGCCAUAAUUUUAAAUAAUAACAAUAAUAAUAUAACAACAAA
Musca domestica (house fly) is the source of this 1537-nucleotide messenger RNA. RefSeq names its product aminomethyltransferase, mitochondrial. Gene Ontology annotation, molecular function: aminomethyltransferase activity; protein binding. Gene Ontology annotation, biological process: glycine catabolic process. Gene Ontology annotation, cellular component: mitochondrion. The transcript has a single exon. Bases 207 to 1445 code for a protein of 412 amino acids. The record is from RefSeq and is a predicted model, not a curated record. NCBI's taxonomy places the organism in Eukaryota, Metazoa, Arthropoda, Insecta, Diptera, Muscidae.